AUGCUUAAACACCACCUGAAAGACCCAUAUUUUGUUUUGUUUUCUUUUUUGAGAUGGAGUCUUGCUCUGUCGCUCAGGCUGGAGUGCAGUGGCACGAUCUCUGCUCACUGCAACCUCCACCUCCUGGGUUCAAGCGAUUCUCCUGCCUCAGCCUCCCGAGUAGCUGGGACUACAGGCGCACACCACCACGCCUGGCUAUUUUUUGUAUUUUUAGUACAGACGGGGCCAGGCUGGUCACAAACUCCUGACCUCAGGCGAUCCACCCACCUCAGCCUCCCAAAGUGCUGGGAUUAUAGGCGUGAGCCACCACGCCUUGCCACCAAACCCCUAUUAACUUCAGUAGGGAUGGCACCAGGUUCGAGAGGCCAAAAGAGAUCCAGAACCAGCAAACAAGACUUAGGGUUGAUUGAGGGGAAUUUGCAUACAGAGCAGUCCAGUGGAGGUGGGCUAGAUAGGAGAACUGCCCCACCUGCAGAAAGUAUGCAGCAUAUAUAGCAUUUUCACUUAACACCCUCCCCCUAACAACUUUGAUUUAACCCAAAACAA
Molecule: messenger RNA, 546 nt
Organism: Pongo pygmaeus (Bornean orangutan)
Lineage: Eukaryota; Metazoa; Chordata; Mammalia; Primates; Hominidae
Product: zinc finger protein ENSP00000375192-like
Exons: 2
Coding region: 1-495 (164 amino acids)
Source: RefSeq, a predicted model, not a curated record